This is a messenger RNA of Aspergillus thermomutatus, 1767 nucleotides long. RefSeq lists its product as uncharacterized. The record is from RefSeq and is a predicted model, not a curated record. Bases 1 to 1767 code for a protein of 588 amino acids. The transcript is spliced from 7 exons. Lineage: Eukaryota; Fungi; Ascomycota; Eurotiomycetes; Eurotiales; Aspergillaceae.
AUGGCCACUCUCGACUCCCUCAAGUCGGCCCUUAGGCAGGAAGCCACGGCAACGGCGUCAUUCCCGAUGCAGCCGUUAUCCGACACACAGUACAGCGAUGGCUUCCAUAUCUUGAUACAGGGCUCAGGAAGGACAACAUACCAAGACAUCAUCAUCCCUCGGCUAUCUCAAGUGCUAAGCCCUCUCUUCAACUCGGCGUCUCCAUGUCUCUGUGCUAGAAAUUGGGCCCGGCCCGAAGAGCGUAUUUGGAUACCUGCCCGGCCACCUGAGACGGAAGGAAGCGGCACCGGUGCUGGUAUGAGUGGUAGCGACGAAAAAUUCGACGUCAUCCUAUUCUGCCACACCAUGUACGGCAUGAAGCCCAAAUCCACAUUCAUCGAACAGGUGCUGGAAAUGCUUGUUGAGCGGCCCGAAGGCGGAAUGGUGGUGGUUUUCCAUCGUGAAAGGACCCUGCACCUCAAUGUACUGGACUGCUUUGCUCCCUUCGUCACGGGGUUUGUCACGCAGGAUGUGGAGGCGGAUAAGGCUAUUCAAGUUGAGUGGCAGAACGUCGCCGACAUCUUGGUGGCAGCCGUUGAGACUCAUCCCUCGCCACUCUGUUAUCUUCAUCUACUGCAAGGUGGAGGAGCGGUCAGCGACGUCGCGGCCGAUGCCACUGCUUUCGGCUGUCGAGACUGGGACUUUGCCUGCGUGGUGACUAGUGUCUGGCCCCGCGACCAAGAUAAAACUAAAGUCGCUCGAGGUGCCGUGCGCGGAGUUUAUGGCGCAGACCUCGGGCCGGACCCGAGAGACACCGCGCUAGCGGCCAAGGCUUUUGGACCGAACCGGCCGCGCCUAGCCGGUCUUAAGCAAAGCUAUGACCCGCGCAAUGUGCUGGCUUACGCCUGCCCGCUACCGAAACCGCCAAUGGAACAGAAGCUCAUCAUUCUUGUCACGGGCGAAAGCUGCGCUGGUAAGGAUUAUUACGCCGACAUCUGGGUCUCUGUGUUCAUCACCUGCACCCAUAAAAGCCUCACAGCGCGCGCAGGCCAGGUACGGCAUCGACCUUGGCUGCUCGAGGAGCAUUUCCUGAACGUGGUGUACGGUGCUGCAUAUGUGGAUGUGCUGCUAAUCACUGGGAUGAGAGAUGAGGCGCCGGUCACAGCCUUGUCGCAUUUGGUGCCAGAUAGCAGACUGAUUGAGGUUCGCGUCAAAGCUAGCGAAGAGACGCGGCGGGUGCGCCGAGGGUGCCAGGGUGUUGAUGACGAUGGUGACAACAACGAGGAUAAGGACAACAAUAAUGGCAGGUCGAAUCUGACGGCCUUGGACUACCGCCCUAGUCUCAUCUUUGACAAUGACGCGACCGGAAGCCAGGCGGCAAAAAGGUUUGCCGAACACUACCUGCUUGCCUUUUUUCAUGAGGACCUUCAAAGACUGGCCAACAUGGUGCGCCCGGUACCCAAUUUCCCACGCCCAGGCAUCGAGUUCCGCCACGUGCUCGACAUCUCCUAUGGUGACUGGGCCAAAGUUAAUGUGGUAGCGUGUUCUGAGGCCGGCGGCUUUGUCUAUGCGGCGGCGUUGGCCUUGCGGGUUGAUGUCCCCUUGGCGUUUAUUCGCGAAGCCGGCAAGCUCCCCCAAGCCAUCAUUUCUGUCCUCAAGUCUACAUCGCAUUAUAAAACUCUCUUUCUACAGGUGGUAGUGGUACGCAAAGGCCUUCAAACACUGCUUAGUCCCAACCUACCUAUAGUGCUUUAUAAUGAUAUUGGGAUUCUGUUCAUUUAUGAGUGA